This is a messenger RNA of Ananas comosus (pineapple), 7462 nucleotides long. Its product is annotated as protein NETWORKED 1A. The transcript is spliced from 5 exons. The record is from RefSeq and is a predicted model, not a curated record. NCBI's taxonomy places the organism in Eukaryota, Viridiplantae, Streptophyta, Magnoliopsida, Poales, Bromeliaceae. Gene Ontology annotation, cellular component: plasma membrane. Bases 552 to 7223 code for a protein of 2223 amino acids. Gene Ontology annotation, molecular function: actin filament binding.
CCCAAAUUUUCCGAGAAGCCCAGUAAAAUCCUACGCCCCAAUUACCCCAAAAUCCCUUCUCUAGUGUGAUCUUAAAAAAUCUCUCCUUUCACCAUCUUUUAUUGUCUUGUGAUUCAGCUUCUGCUUUUUCAGGGCGCAGCUUUGGCCUCGCGCUUGGUUGUACCAGUACCAAAAAAAGCUACAUAGAAAAGAGAAACAGUGGGGAGAGAGAGAGAGUGUUGUGUGUGAGAGGAGAGGAGGGAGAGAGAGAGAGAGGGGGUGUUGCGAAAAUGGGUUGAGAGUGGAUGAGAAAAGCGGCUGGGGAUCUACUAUCGCAGCUGCUUUUGAGAACCCACUUCGUAUUUUGGCCUAUGGUCCAUUACUAAUCAGAGUAGCACCUACAAGACAUUUCUUUCACUGUUAGCAACCAGUUUUGCCUAUCUGUUUAGAUUGUGUGUAGAUUCUAUUUAGCUCUCCUUCUGGCUUGGAUCUAUAACUUAGUUCAUAAUUGGUACCAAACCUGUGCCAUCUCAAAUCCGAAAGAGGCAGAUUCGUUUUACUUUAUUGGAUUGAUGGCGACUUUGUCACAUGCUGAAUCAAGGCGGCUGUACUCAUGGUGGUGGGACAGUCAUAUCAGCCCGAAGAAUUCCAAGUGGCUUCAGGACAAUCUUACAGAUAUGGACAUGAAGGUCAAAGGAAUGAUCAAACUCAUAGAAGAAGAUGCUGAUUCGUUUGCAAGAAGAGCGGAGAUGUACUAUAAGAAACGUCCCGAGCUUAUGAAAUUGGUGGAGGAAUUUUAUCGUGCAUACCGCGCUUUAGCAGAGCGGUACGACCAUGCCACAGGGGCGCUUCGUCAGGCUCAUAGAACCAUAGCCUCUGUUGCUGAACAAUUCCCAAACCAGAUUCCUCUAGUAUUAUCUGAUGAAUCGCCAACUAGUUCUUCUGGGCUUGAAAUUGAACCUCACACUCCUGAAAUGGCCGCACCAGUUCGUACACUUUUUGAUCACGACGAAGUACAAAAAGAUGCAUCAUCGCCACAAUUGCAUGUUGUUAAGAGGAAUGGGGCUUAUUCCGAGGAAAAGGGGCUGAAACAGUUGAAUGAUAUGCUCUCGACUGAUGAAGGGAGAGUGAGAAAAGGCCUCAACUUUCAAGGUGAAGAGAAAACAAUUAAGUUGAAAGAGAAAGACGAUUCAAAUAAUGAGAUAAAGAGUUUGCAAGAAGAAGUAUCUCGUUUGAAAGAUCAGAUAACCUCAGAAUCUCACAGGGCAAAUAAGGCUGCGAGUGAAAUCCAAAGCCUUAAGGAGGCCCUUGAACACUUAAACUCUGAGAAAGAGGCAGCUGUUGUUAAUUAUCAGGCAUGUAUUGAGAGAUUAUCCACUGUCGAACAUCAACUCUCCAAUUCAGAGAGUGAACUUAAGAAGCUUACUGAUGAUAUGGCAAGGGAAAUCGAGAAGCUAAAUAGCAUUGAAGAGCUCAACCAAACUCUACAAUUGCAGAAAGAUAUCUUAGAAGAGAUAGUAAAGGCGAAGGAGAAAGAACUGGAGCAAAAGCAAGAGGAGAUGGAGAACCUCCAGAACAGCCUACAAGAUGAGCGCGAGCAACGCAUUCAAGCUGAGCAGGCUUUUCGAUGUAUGGAAGAUCUGCACACCAAAUCCCAAGAAGAACUGAAAAAAUUGGUUGUAGAGAUUCAGAAAGUGAGGGAGAAGUUGAAUGAGUUGGAGCGGAACAAGUUGGAUUUAGAAAUGACAGUUUGCAAGCUUAAGGAGGAAAUUGACAGACUAAAUGAACAAAAUCUCACCUCGCAGCGCAUCAUAAAAGAUCUGCAUAACGAGAUGAACUUAUUGAAGGAAGCAAAGGAGAAGCUUGAAAAUGAGGUGGGAUUCCAUUUAGAAGAAAAAGAAACUCUUCAGAAAGACCUAUAUCAGAGGAAAGAAGAAAUUGAGAGACUAAAUAGGCAAAUUAUCUCCUCUGAGCUUAUGAUGAAGGAUUUUCAUAAUGACGCAAAUUCUCUGAAGGAAGCAAAGGAGAAGCUCGAAAAUGAUGUAGGGUUCCAUUUAGAAGAAAAAGAAGCUCUUCAGAAAGACCUUAGUCGGCACAAAGAAGAAAUCGAGAGAUUAAACAAACGUUCUCUCUCCUCUGAGCUUGUGAUAAAGGAUCUUCAUAAUGACAUAAAUUUGUUGUUGGAGGUGAAGGGGAAACUCGAAAAUGAUGUAGGGUUCCAUGUGGAAGAAAAAGAAGCUCUUCAGAAAGACCUUAGUUGGCACAAAGAAGAAACCAACAGAUUAAAUGAACACAAUCUCUCCUACGAGAUUACGAUAAAGGAUCUUCAUAAUGACCUAAACUCGUUGAAGGAGGCAAAGGAGAAGCUUGAAAAUGAUGUAGGGUUCCACGUAGAAGAAAAGGAAGCUCUUCGGAAAGACCUUAGUUGGCACAAAGAAGAAAUCAACAGAUUAAAUGAACACAAUCUCUCCUCCGAGCUUGUGAUAAAGGAUCUUCAUAAUGAUCUAAACUCGUUGAAGGAGGCGAAGGAGAAGCUUGAAAAUGAUGUAGGGUUCCAUGUUGAAGAAAAAGAAACUCUUCACAAUGACCUUAGUCGGCACAAAGAAGAAAUCGACAGAUUAAAUGAACAGAACCUCUCCUCCGAGCUUAUGAUAAAGGGUCUUCAUAAUGACGUAAACUCGUUGAAGGAGGCAAAGGAAAAGCUUGAAAAUGAUGUACGGUUUCAUGUAGAAGAAAAGGAACCUCUUUGGAAAGACCUUAGUUGGCACAAAGAAGAAAUCAACAGAUUAAAUAAACACAAUCUCUCCUCCGAGCUUAUGAUAAAGGAUCUUCAUAAUGACCUAAACUCGUUGAUGGAGGCAAAGGAGAAACUUGAAAAUGAUGUAGGGUUCCAUGUUGAAGAAAAAGAAACUCUUCAGAAAGACCUCAGUCGGCACAAAGAAGAAAUUGACAGAUUAAAUGAACACAACCUCUCCUCUGAGCUUAUGAUAAAGGAUCUUCAUAAUGAUGUAAACUCGUUGAAGGAGGCAAAGGAGAAGUUUGAAAGUGAUUUAAGGUUCCAUGUAGAAGAAAAGGAAGCUCUUCAGAAAGACCUUAUUCAGCGUAAAGAAGAAAUUGAUAGAUUAAAUGAGCACAUUCUUUCUUCUGAGCUCAGGAUAAAGGAUUUCCAAAAGGACAUAAAUUCGUUAAGGGAAGCAAAGGAAAGGCUCGAAGAUGAUGUAGGGUUGUAUUUAGAAGAAAAAGCAGCUCUUCAGAAAGACCUUAAUCAGAAAAAAGAAGAAAUCGAUGGCCUAAAGGAACAAAAUCUCUCCUCUGUGCACAUGAGAGAAGAUCUCCAUAACGAAAUAAAUUUAUUGAAGGAAACAAAGGAGAAGCUCGAAAGUGAAGUGGGGUUCCAUUUAGGAGAAAAAGCUGUUCUUCAGGAAGACCUUAAUCGGCACAAAGAAGAAAUUUAUGGCCUAAAUGAACAAAAUCUCUCCUCUGUGAGCUUGAUAAAAGAUCUCCAUAACGAAAUAAAUUUAUUGAAGCAAGCAAAGGAGAAGCUCGAAAAUGAAGUGGGGUUCCAUUUAGGUGAAAAGGAAGCUCUUCAGAAAGACCUUACUAGGCAUAAAGAAGAGAGAAAUGAUCUAGAACAGAAACAUAAAAAUCUAGCGGGGGAGGUUGAGGGGUUCAGAAAUAAUUUACAGACAGUCCAGGUUUUAGUUAAAGAGUUGCAGAGUGAAAAUAUGGAACUGAAAGAGACAUGCAGCAAAUAUGAGAUUGAAAAUGGCGUCCUGGUAGAAAAGGUGAAAGAUAUGGAGGAAGUUUCUGAAAAGAGUGCAGUAUUAGAAAACUCUCUUUCAGAUGCCAAUGCUGAAUUAGAAACCUUGAGAGAGCAGAUAACGUCACUGGACGCUUCUAGAAACUCCCUCAGCGAAGAAAUUUCCACACACAUAUCCGAGAAAGCUGUUCUGGUUUCCCAGGUAGAGACCCUUCACCGGAAUAUUGCUGAGGUUUCAGAAAAAAUUUCCUUCUUGGAAAAUUCAUUAUCUGAUGCCAACGCUGAACUUGAGUGUUUGAGAGAAAAGUUGAAAGACUCUGAAGAAUCUGGCCAGUCUCUUCUUACUCAGAACUCCAGUUUGCUUGCUGAAAAGAAUAAUCUUGUCUCCCAGGUGGAAAGCAUAACACUGCUUCUGCAAAAUAUGGAGAGUAGGCACGCAGAACUAGAAGACAAGCACUCAUCUUUAUCGAGGGAGAAAGAUCUCACACAUAAUCACGUGAAGGAGUUGCAAGAUCUAUUGGAUGUUAAAAAUAAGGAACACGAAACUGUCAUCGAAUCACGUCAGAUGAAAUUGGUAGCUUUAGAAAACCAGAUUCAUUCGCUGGAAGAAAAGAACCAAUCUACACAGGAGAAGCUCGAAGAGGAGCAGCUGAAAUAUAUGGGUGCUUCGAUGAACAUACUUGUCUUGGAAAGAAAUUUGGUAGAUGUGAAAGAGAACAACUCAACUCUUCUUGCAGAAUGUCAGAAGUACCUGGUGUCAUCUCAACUUGCAGAGAAGCUAGUUUCACAAUUCAAGCAGGAAAUUUUAAAUAAAGAAAAAGAGAUAAGAUCGCUGUCGCAGCAUAAUGAGAAGCUGAGAGAAGGGGUUAAUCUGCUUGCAAGUACACUUAAUAUUAACGAAAAGUUGGGAUCUUCAGAAAGAGUUGAAGAUGAAGUUCUCUUGAAAACGAUCUGGUCUGAGACAGGCAACAUAAUGAAUUUAAUGGCGGAUACGGAGGAUGAAAACCAAUUUAUGAAUACUGAGAUAUCAGUUCUUGCCACACUUCUAAGGCAGAUAGGACUCGAUUUGUCUGAACUCAGAUCACAAAAAUGCAUUCUUAAGUGUGAACUUGAGACCAAGGUUAAGGAAAUUGUUGCUUUGGAGAAAAAGAAUCAUGAAAUCUUAGGGUUAAAUGAACAACUACGGAAAGGCAUUGAAACAGGCGACAAAAGGGCAGAGGCAUUGAAGAGUGAGAUGGAGGUUUUAAGUGGAAAGCUAUUGAAUUUGAAGGAAGCUUACUUGACAUCACAGGGUGAGAUUGCCAACUUGAUUGAGAAGAAUGAAUCUAUUUCAAAAGAAUUACAGACUUUGAUCGAGAAACACAAUGAGCUGCAAGAGGAAAGCAGUUCUAUCUUUGCCGAGCGUAUGAGGCUGGAAAAUUUGUAUUUGUUCUUCAGUAGUCUUAGUGAUGAAAGAGCAUCACAAUUGACUUUAACGAGCGAUCAGAUUGAUUCUCUUCAUUUGGUUAAAAACGAACUCGAGAAGGGAAUCAGAGGAUUGAGCAGCAGGACAGAAGUGCUAGAGUCAGAAAAUAAGCACCUGAAGGAUUCUAUGAUUUACUUGGAGGAGCUCAAGACUCGCUUAGUGAGUUUAGAGUUUGAUUUGAACACUACGAGGAACUUUUAUGAAGAGUUGAACCUUGAAAUUGAAGAUGGGCUGAGCCUACUGAUUGAGAAGGACAGAGAGUUAUCAGAAGAGGGUAAGAAAGUUCAAGCCUUGCAAGAAAAUCACAUGGAUCUUUGCAAAGUUGUUGACGCACUUCAGCUUGAUAUUGAAGGUGCCAAGCUGGUGAAAGAAGAGCUAGAAAAGAAAACCUCUACUUUAUCUGAGGGGAAUGCCUAUAAAGAUAAUGAGAUUGCUCGCCUGCAACAAGCAAAUGAGACUCUUCAAGGAGAAAUUGAUAGAUUGGUGAAAGAGGUCGGGACUCUUAGAAGGAGGGAAGAGGAUCUGACCUAUGAACUGCAGCAAGAAAGAGAUGAGGUCGAGCAGUGUGAAAGAGAUAUUGUAGUAUUAUUGAGUGAUAUUAUAAAGUCUUCAGUUAAUUCCACGGUGUAUAAAGAGAAAGUGCUUGAGUUAAUAAUAGAAGGUGAGGGCCUCGAGAUAAGUGCUCUAACCCAAAAAGAGAUCCUAAAGGAGGAAAUUUCUUUGAGAAAUGAGUAUGUCGAUAUCUUGGAGAGAAAGCUUUCUCAUAAUGAAGGAGAAAAUUCGGAACUGAAGGCCGAGUUGAAUGCUUAUCUAUCCCUUGUACCAUUGUUGUCGCAUCACAUUUCUUCUCUAGAAGAGCAUGCUUUUUCACUGUCAAAUCUUUGCACCUCAAAAGGCAAACAGAGCAUCUCUUUGGCAUGUGAUGAUGAGAAAGGUCAACUUGACGAAGACCAUCAAGCCACUAUGCAGUCAGGAGCUCUAGAGUUGCAAAAGCUUAUCACCAAAGUAGAAGCAGUUCAAAAGGUGAUUAUGGACAGUAGGAAUACCUUAGAGCAAGAACAAUAUGAUACCACUGUUCUCUUGGCAUCUGCUAAAAAGGAAAUUGAAGAAUUUAAAGCAAGUAAAGAUGAUAAAUUGCAAAAAGAUGAAGCUGAGAGCUCCAAACUCAAGCAAGGGCAAGUGAUGAAAGAUAUUGAGCUCGAUCAGGUAUCGAGUUCUUCCCCAUACAAUAGUGGAAAAGGCCUAUACAAUCUGAGCCAGAACGAAUAUGCCGAACUCGAAGAACAAAUGCUUCAACUUUGGGAAACUGCUGAAAGGGACUGCAACAACCAAUUGGUAAAGCCAUCAUCAGCUGCUUCUGAGCAUGAUAUAGAAGCUGUGAAGGAAGUGAAGAGUGAACACUCUUCUUCAGAAUUAGCAGCAGAAAAGGAAGUGGGUGUCGACAAGCUAGAAAUACCACAAGGGGCUUCAGAAUCCCAAGAACAACGGGGCAAAAAGGUCCUUGAAAAGCUAUCAUCUGAUGGUCAGAGGUUAUCAGUACUUCGAGCAGGCAUUGAGGAGUUGAAGAGGAAAAUGGGGAACUCUCGAAAUGGAAAGCUCCCUACAAGCUUUGAGUACAAUUCUAUCAAAGCCCGGUUGGAUAAAACUGAGGAAGCUGUCUUGGAGCUGAUCGAUAUGAACAGCAGGUUGACAAAGAGUGUGGACUACUAUUCUAAAUCAUCUGAUGGUAUAGCUGAGGAAGAAGAGGAAGAAGCGGGCUUUGUAAGCAGAAGAAAGAUCGCUGAGCAGACUCAAAGAGGAUCAGAAAAGAUUGGAAAGUUGGAAUUGGAUCUUCAAAAGAUUCAAUACAUCUUUCUGAAACUUGAGGAAGAGCACGACAACCGAAGAAUCGAAGUGCCUGAUAAAAGAACUCGCAUCCUUCUAAGGGAUUAUCUCUAUGGAAGGAAAGACGGCAGGAGACAGAAGAAAGGGCCAUUCUGUGGGUGCAUGAGGCCGAAAACUAAGGGUGACUACUACUAAUCUUUUUUGUGUUCGGUUAUGCAACUCGCCUCACAGUUGUAAGCAAAUAGUAGUUUAUAGCUGAGAUGUUUCUCGUUAAGAUUUCAUGCUUCGGCAUUUUAUCUGUUUAAGAGAAGCUGUAUAUGUUAGGCCCGAGAAACUUAGAAUAAGCUCAUUCGGUGAAGAUUCAUUUUUCACUUUCUGUUUAAUUUUCGCUCUUAUAAUGCUAUGGCAUUUUCUAGGAAGCAAUCUAAGUUAAU